This is a messenger RNA of Paramecium tetraurelia, 1449 nucleotides long. RefSeq lists its product as uncharacterized. Gene Ontology annotation, biological process: centrosome duplication. The transcript has a single exon. The record is from RefSeq and is a predicted model, not a curated record. Lineage: Eukaryota; Ciliophora; Oligohymenophorea; Peniculida; Parameciidae. Gene Ontology annotation, molecular function: zinc ion binding.
AUGAAUUUUUUAAAAAAGGCUGACUUCUUUGGUGUUCCUUUCUUACAAAAUAUAAAUUAGCAAUAAGCAUUGUUUAAAAGCACAUUAGGAGGAUUAUUAAGCUUAUUAAUAAGUGUGACAAGCUUGGCUUACGCAUUUUGGAUAAUUUAUUUAUGGAAAAGUAAUUAAAUGAGUCCAAAGAUUUCUAAUUCAAAAUAUGUUUCAGAUUACAAACUACUCGACUACAACUCAGGAAGAAUCAGUGUCUAUUAUGAGGUUUUUGAGGGAUAGGUGGAUCCAUUUGAAUCGCGAAUUUUACUACCUUUAGUAAUGUAUACUGAUCAAUUUGCUCCUACUGAGCCAAUGAUAAUCGAAAAUUACAUAGAGUCUUCUAUUGGAAAAUAGUAUGUACCAAAUUUAGAUUUGGGUUAUUCUUUUAUUGAUGGAUAUUUACAAACAUCAAAAUAAAUGUAUUUAUUCAUAUCUCUAUGCGAAGAAAAGUAUUUAAAAGAAAAUGAAACAUGUGGUUCAGCUUAAUUAAGAGAAUAAUUUUUUUAACAGCGCUUUAAUUUUUUCGGUAUACAAGUAGAAUCGACAACUUUAGAUUCUAGAGAUGGAUCAGAACAAACUACAAUUUAAGAUAUAUAUAUCGAACUAGAAUUGUAGAGUUGUUAUUCUAUAAAUACAUUUUUAGAGACAAACUUUUUUGAACUUUAGGAUUAUUUAUUAUUUGGGACAUCUAAAUAAAAAGAAUAUAUUAGUGGAGCAAAAGUACAAACUUAGUCUCUUUCAGCAGAAAGGUGCAAAUUAUCGUAUUAAAAUCAAGCCCUCGCUGUAGUAUAUGUCGCUAUGAAUGGAACUUAAACAAAAACAAUAUUUGAAUAUCCAUAUUUAGGAGAUCUUUUAGCAAAUAUCGGAUCUAUUGUAUCAAUACUUUUUAUGAUUAAAUAUUUUAUUAUUUAUGGCAAUCAAUACUUUUUAAAUUAAAAAAUACUAUCUGAUUUGAUGAAAAUAUAUUAUCCAGAAUUUAAAUAUAUUAAAAUCAUUAAAAAUUGGAGAUUUAAAGUAACCAAAGUUACUUUGAACAAUAAGGAGGUAGAUUAGAUUGAGUUUAACAAAUUCUUAGAUAAAAUUAAAAAUUAAAUGCAAUAAAAAUUAUGUUAUAUGAAUUUAUUGUAUGAAAUAUCAAGGUUAUAUUUAAUCAUUAGAUCUUCGAAAUCAAAAGAGGAACUAUUAAAAUCCCAUCAAAUUGGAAUUAAAUUAAAUCUCUCAAUAUAAAAAGAAGUUAAUUGUCUUUCUAAUGUUAUGUCUGUUCAAAGAAUAAAUUAAGAAACAGAUCCUUUUCUUUUGAAUGAGGAUGAUGCCGAACUUUUAUCACUUCCAAAAAGGGAAAGCCAAAAAUAUGGUGAAAUAAUUCCUGAAGAAAUCUAUAAUGAAGGGGACUAUUAUCUUCUGAAUAAAAUUAUUUGA